AAGCAUGGAUCAAUACCAUAAUACAUCCAUGAUCAAUACAUCCAUGGCAUGGAUCUAUUAUAAAACGAUGUAAAGCCGUGAAAGAGUAUCGCGAGAAGUUCCGAGACCCAGCAGGAGGAAGAAGCGGACGCGCCCUCUCCAGCAGGAAGCGAGGAGAAGCAGUCUGGUGUCAUGGCUGCUCUCGGGAACUCUGGGGCUGCGUCCAGCCCUCUGGUCAUCCUGGGGCCCAAGACUAAAACUAAAAAGAAACACUUCGUGCAGCAGAAAGUGAAAGUGUUUCGAGCGAGUGAUCCUGUCCUGAGUGUUGUCAUGUGGGGUGUCAAUCACUCGAUCAAUGAUCUCAACCAGGUUCCCGUUCCGGUCAUGUUGCUGCCUGAUGACUUCAAAGCAAACACAAAAAUCAAAGUCAACAACCACCUCUUUAACAAAGAAAAUCUACCAGGACAUUUCAAGUUCAAAGAAUACUGUCCUCAGGUUUUUCGCAAUUUAAGGGAGCGAUUUGGUAUUGAGGAUCUGGAUUACCAGGUGUCAAUGACCCGUAGUCCCCCGAUGAGAAGCAGCGAUAACCAGGGAGAAGGCCUGCUCCUCAACUCUUACGACCGGACGCUGGUUAUCAAGCAGAUCUCCAGCGAAGAUGUUGCAGACAUGCACAGCAUCCUAUCAGAGUAUCACCAGCAUAUCGUGAAAUGCCACGGCAGCACCCUGCUGCCCCAGUUCCUGGGCAUGUACCGGGUCAGCGUGGAGAGUGAGGAGACGUACCUGAUCGUCAUGAGGAACAUGUUCAGCCACAGGCUGGUGGUGCACAGGAAGUAUGACCUAAAGGGCUCUUUGGUGGAUCGUGAAGCAAGUGACAAGGAAAGGGAAAAAGAGCUUCCCACCUUCAAGGACAUGGACUUCAGGAACAACAUGCAGAAAGUGUAUGUAACUGAGGAGCAAAGGGAUAAGUUUAUGGAGAAGCUCAACAGGGACGUGGAGUUUCUAGUGAAGCUGAAGAUCAUGGACUACAGCUUGCUGCUGGGCAUCCAUGAUGUUGGCCGGGCCGAGCGGGAAGACGAGGAGGUGGAAGAGGUGUCCAACGAGGAGGAAGCAGAGACGGAGAACGGUCUGGUGCCGGCUCCCACCGUGGGCUCUUACAGCACGUCUCCUGAAGGAAUAGCUGGUUACAUGUCCUCCUGCAAGCCCCUGGGGCCCGGGGAGUUCGACCCCUACGUGGACGUGUACGCAUUCAGGAGCUGCCCAGGAGCCCCUCAGAGAGAGGUCUACUUUAUGGGCCUGAUAGAUGUCCUCACACAGUACGACACCAAGAAAAAAGCUGCUCAUGCAGCCAAAACUGUCAAACAUGGGGCUGGCGCUGAAAUAUCCACAGUCCACCCUGAGCAAUAUGCCAAACGUUUUCGUGACUUCAUUACCAACAUUUUUGCAUAACACUUGAGCGGAAACACUGCCACAAGUCACUUCAGCUGAUGGCUAAAGACUCGGACUAUAGACCAAUGCUAGUACACAGACAUGGAUCAUUCUUCAAUUUGAUGAUCUAAGGCAAAAUUUUAGUUGUAGCAAUAUCAUUUAAUACUUAUGAUGCAUAUAUUUAUUGAGGAUGCAUUUCUAUAGAUGUUAAACACUAUUAAAGGAGUCACCCUGGAGCAAUAGUUUAUCUGAGAGCUGAUUAGUGUUGGAAACUAUUAAAUUAUGUUAGCAGCAGAUUAGAUUUCCCCUUUUCAUUUUGCUCAGGAUUUCUAGCCAUAAGCUGAAGUUAAUAGAAAAUGUUUAUUUAAAGAUUUGUUUUUUCACACUGACUUAGAUGAAAAUAAAUAUAACUCACAUACAUGAACAGUAGUUUUCAGAUGGCGUGCUUAGCUUGGUAUAACAAGUCUAGCUUUAUUCAAAGGUAACAUAACUAGCUGUUUCCACCUCAAAUGUUAAAAUGAAAAUAUCCUGAAGCUUUCAAGGAUAUAUGAUAUAUUUAUAUCAGUCUCAUUAAACAUUGGAAAUGAAUAAUCUCUCUAAUAAGAGCAACACAGAUGGGUAACAAGCCUUUGGGCAUUUUCUGAGUUAUUUCUUGAACUCUAAACAUUAAUAGAAGGUAGAAUUGAUAAAUGGCUUUAGUUGAGAUGAUUGAACAUUACAUAUGUUUAUAGAUGUAGGCUAUCUGGAUUUUUAGUGCCAUAUGUUUGGGACAUAAGCUUUAUCAAAGCAGAUUUUGCACUUUACAUCUAGUUGAUUUGGCUUGGUGGCAGAGCAGAGGAAACUAUUCCAAUAGAUCAAAUAUUUAUUUUUUCUAGAAAUGUUGAUAAAUUCCUUACAUUUUCAGAAAAUCUUCAUUUGAUUGACGAAAUGUCUACUGUGUGAAAGGAUUUGGCCUGUGAACAGUCUUCCUGCCUGGACUGUUCAGACGGCAGGGCCUGGAGAGAAUGAGCUGGUACGUCUGCAGCCACAACGCUGGAGCUGCUCAUGAAGGAACCGGAUCAUUCCUGUCAUCAUGAAGCCUUUGUCACUGUUUGAUUUAAUAUGAGAACUUCCUGAAGGUUAACCUUUCCAUCAUACUUCUGAAAAGACUUUAUGAAUACAUUGUAAAAGUGUGUUUUGAAGUGGCAAUACUGCAUGAAGCAUUGUGAUAAGCAAGGUUUUAGAAAAGAGUAGUAAUAGGGACCAUCAAGCAAUUUAACAUUUAAUAUUUCCUUAUAGAAAGUGUGCUAUGUUAAACAUUGACAGGAACACUAAAUUUCAGCAUCUUGGCCUUAACGCAACAAUGAGAUGAUUCACCAUUCCUAAAUGCCGACGGGGCAGUGGAGAUGCGAGGAUCUUCUCUGUACGACGCCUCGUCCACCCAGUAACUGGACAUGUAUCUUAUUUUAUUUUUUCUUUAAAUCAGCUUUUUGACCAAAAUAUAUUUUAAGUUUA
Messenger RNA from Cololabis saira (Pacific saury), 2898 nucleotides. It is a transcript of the gene pip4k2ca, whose product is annotated as phosphatidylinositol-5-phosphate 4-kinase, type II, gamma a. The transcript has 10 exons. The record is from RefSeq and is a predicted model, not a curated record. Gene Ontology annotation, biological process: phosphatidylinositol metabolic process. Bases 172 to 1425 code for a protein of 417 amino acids. NCBI's taxonomy places the organism in Eukaryota, Metazoa, Chordata, Actinopteri, Beloniformes, Belonidae. Gene Ontology annotation, molecular function: phosphatidylinositol kinase activity.